AUGGUGUCACAUCGCCUAAAUACCUACAAGUUGUUUAGAAAUUUACAUCUGUUCACAAAACACAUAGUUCCCCAAUCUCGGAGCUGGGGAACUGUUUUGAAAGAUUGGGUUCUUUUACGAGAAAAUGUGCCUAAAGGAUUUGAAAAGUAUUUUCCUGGGGGUAAAAAGAAACCACCCAAAGAUGCUCCCAGUGGACAAAAGAAAACUCCAUCAAGUGAUGCUCAAAAAGGAUCUCCACCAUUCAGGAGUCAAGGAAGUGAUAAAAAAAUAGAAUUUUCAUUCAGUUUUGGGAAGGGUAGCCGAGGACCUUUCCUUGAUCCGAAUGAUCCAAACAGCAAAGUGCUACUAGGAAUAUUGACUGGUAUUGGAUUAGUAGGCUUGGUUGGACUGUACCAAACUCAGUACAGAGAAAUCACAUGGAAAGAAUUUCUUUCACUCUACUUGACAAGAAAUAUUGUGGAGAAAUUAGAAGUAAUAAAUAAGAAAUGGGUACGGGUCAAAUUGUUGUCGGGUUCACAGGUAGACAGUUCGAGUAUAAUUUGGUUUAACAUUGGAAGUGUUGAGGCCUUUGAAAGAAACUUGGAAAAUGCCCAGCUUGAAAUGCACAUUGAACCAGCAAAUUUUGUCAAUGUUGUCUACAAAUCUGAAACAGAAUUAGCAUCUGUUGCAUAUUCUGCUAUUAAUAUCAUCUUGCCCAUAGCAAUACUUGUGUGGAUCAUACGUAGAUCUUCCAAUAUGUUACAGGGUGGACGCCCUGGUGGUCGUAGUGGUGGAGGUGGCAUGUUUGGCUUUGGACAAACCACAGCAAAGAUCAUGAAAGAUGAUAUUGGAGUGGAGUUCAAAGAUGUUGCUGGAUGUGAAGAGGCUAAAGUAGAAAUUAUGGAAUUUGUAAAUUUCUUGAAAAACCCCCAGCAAUACAUUGAUUUAGGAGCUAAAAUUCCAAAAGGUGCCAUCUUGACUGGGCCUCCAGGAACUGGAAAAACUUUACUUGCCAAAGCAACUGCUGGAGAAGCACAUGUUCCAUUUAUUACUGUUUCUGGUUCAGAAUUCCUUGAAAUGUUUGUUGGUGUAGGGCCAUCUCGAGUAAGAGACAUGUUUUCACUUGCACGGAAAAAUGCUCCUUGUAUCUUAUUUAUUGAUGAAAUUGAUGCUGUUGGGCGGAAACGAGGUGGCCGUAGCUUUGGAGGUCACAGUGAACAAGAAAACACCUUAAAUCAACUUCUAGUAGAAAUGGAUGGCUUCAAUACUCAAAGUGGUGUAGUUGUAUUAGCUGCCACAAAUCGUGUGGACAUCCUUGACCCAGCCCUCCUCCGUCCAGGCAGAUUUGACAGACAGAUAUUUGUGCCAGCUCCAGAUAUAAAAGGCAGAGCUUCAAUAUUCAAGGUGCAUUUGAAAAAUCUCAAGACUGACCUUGAUAAGGAGGGAGUGUCAAGAAAAAUGGCUUCAUUAACACCAGGAUUUUCAGGUGCAGAUAUCGCCAAUGUUUGUAAUGAAGCAGCCUUAAUUGCUGCCAGAGAUCUGAAUGCUUCAAUUUUAUGGAAACAUUUUGAACAAGCCAUUGAACGGGUCAUUGCAGGCAUGGAAAAGAAAACACAAGUCUUGCAACCUGAAGAAAAAAAAACUGUAGCUUAUCAUGAAGCUGGUCAUGCAAUUGCUGGUUGGUACCUUGAACAUGCUGAUCCUAUAUUAAAGGUUUCUAUCAUUCCUAGAGGUAAAGGACUUGGAUAUGCCCAGUACCUUCCCAGGGAACAAUAUCUUUACAGUAAAGAACAGCUUUUAGAUCGUAUGUGUAUGACACUAGGAGGCCGAGUAGCAGAGGAAAUUUUCUUUGGUAAAAUCACAACUGGAGCUCAGGAUGAUCUCAAGAAAGUAACACAAAAUGCAUAUGCUCAGGUUGUUCACUAUGGUAUGAACAAACGCGUUGGCUAUCUGUCAUUUGACAUGCCUCAACAAGGAGACAUGGUCUUUGAUAAGCCCUACAGUGAACAAACAGCACAGGUCAUUGAUGAGGAAGUUCGUAAGAUUAUAGAAGAUGCAUAUCAGAGAACACUGGAUUUAUUAACAAAAUACAAAAAUGAUGUUGAAAAGGUAGCAAAAUUGUUGUUAGAAAAGGAAAAAUUAGAUAAAGAUGAUAUGAUUACUCUGCUUGGACCACGUCCAUUUGCAGAGAAAACAACAUAUGAAGAAUUUGUAGCUGGCACAGGUUCCCUUGAUGAAGAUACAACAUUGCCAAAGGGCCUGGAGAGCUGGAAUAGGGAGCGUGAAGAAGCGGAUAAUAAAGAACAAGAGUCUAAAAUGAGGGGGGCUAUCUAUCUAUCUAUCUAUCUAUCAAUCAAUCACAUGACACAGAGUUUGGUUAGACAGAGGUAUACUGUCUGGAGUGAGAUGAAAGCUGAGAGAUUUCAAAUGAAGUCAAUGACUGGAAUGGAUAUACCUGAUUUUUAA
This is a messenger RNA of Acanthosepion pharaonis, 2445 nucleotides long. The record is from the annotation of a GenBank genome assembly. NCBI's taxonomy places the organism in Eukaryota, Metazoa, Mollusca, Cephalopoda, Sepiida, Sepiidae.